Molecule: messenger RNA, 2795 nt
Organism: Ciona intestinalis (vase tunicate)
Lineage: Eukaryota; Metazoa; Chordata; Ascidiacea; Phlebobranchia; Cionidae
Source: RefSeq, a predicted model, not a curated record
ACAAAAUUCUCGUUUCCCAGAGCUUGGAACAAUUAGGAAUGGCUGUGACCUAAUUUCUACCGCUGUUUUUAAGUAGAAAUUCAAACAAAAAUAAUGGAAUGUAAAUGUCUCUUUCUCGACGGGAAAGAUGUUAGCAUUACCGUCAAGAAAGACGCUACGGGUGCAGAUCUACUCGCAAGUGUUUGCAGAUACCUUGCUAUCGGUAACAAACAGCCUUUUGGCUUGGUACAUCGGGGAGGAGCUCACCCACCCACUUAUAACUGGUGGGUUCGACUUGAUAAAGAAUUGAGGAAACAAAUUUCAGGGAAGUGCAAAAUAUGGGCGUUCGCAUUGGUGCUCAAGUUCUACCCUUUGCCCCCGAAAAUGAAUGUAAACGAAGAUAUUGUAAGGUUUCAUUCCGUUCUUCAAGUACGACAGGACUUGCUUACCGGAAAACUAAAAUGUCCAACCCACACGCUGUCGUUGCUUGCCUCGUACUGGCUUCAGUCUGAGUAUGGCGAAUGGACAAGCGACCAAGUGGACAGGCAACUAGCGGAAGAGUUCCGUUACGUCAGGCGAGGGAAAUAUAACUCGUCGCAAAACAACGAGAGUGAUGUAGACUUCGAGCAACAGAUGGUAGAACUACACCGCUGUCUUGGUAGCAUGACGCCUGCAAUUGCUGACAAACAUUUCCUUCGACUUGCUGCGUCUCUUGCAACUUAUGGAGUUCAUUUCUAUCCUGCCUUUGAACUGGUAACUACACACGGUCGAUCCCGUUUCGGAGGAAGCGGGAGUCGCAUCCAGGAGUGCGGGGAUGCUCUCCUGCUUGGCAUCGGACCUAAGGGUGUGAUGAUGAUAAAAGAGAGAAGGAGCAGAAAACAAAUUGCAUGGAGUGAGAUCGGAGCAGUUUUAUUCAAACAUAACAAAGUUAUUAUUAGACUACAGAAGCCUGACAAAAACGGCCGGAAAGAAAUCCCUUUAGCAAUGGAGUCAACUAAACAAGCAAAGGUGGUUUGGAAGAUAGCGAUAGACAUGCACGUCAACUUUCGCUUCCAGCAAAACUCGCCAGCCGCUGUUAAAAUUGAAAGAGACUGCUGCUGUAUAGGAGUUAAAAAAGUGAAAAUUAUCCCAAAGGCGCGCGUUGGAAAGGCAAGGGUAUCUAGGAAGCCGGCUAUUUCUAUUAUAUCGGAGGUGCCUGUCACUAAAAGCAACAAGUCCUCCCCAGCUUUGUCGAAAAAGAUUUUCGACUCAAAUUCGGCAACCAAACCGAAACAACACCCUUCCCCCUCAGCAAGAUCAAGAGCGAGCAACCGAAAAUCCGAUUCACCACGCACAAACACGUCCAGAGGUUCUUCACCCGUCACCAGUCGCUCGAAGUCACAAUCUCCGUCUCCAACACGCAAAACUUCGCCCAAGUAUUUAGAUGAAGAUUCUGCGGCUUCUUCCACGCUUAGAUACGACGACAAAGUGGCAAGCGCCGUUCCGAAAAGGAUGAAAGCAGUUUAUAAAAUUCCAUUGGAAAACGUAACCUGUGAUGAUGGAAUGUCUGGUGUUUCGGAUAACACAGAUGUAUUGUGUAGUCAGGGGAUAAUUGAGAACGCCUUCUCCUACGCCGAGAGUGACGGGAUGAACUCCAUUCACUCCUGGUUGGAGCUAUGCUCACCUAAAGCUCAGAGGAGAGGACGGGAGAAAACGAGAAGGAGUGAGAGAACGGGAAGAGAGAAAACAAGGAGCGCUCCGGCAAGCCAGAUAUCUCGUUCGAGAGAAAGGUCUCCUGUCAACGAACUUGACGUGGACGACAUACACGACUAUAGACCCCUGAUCCCUUCCAAACGUCCGAUUGUUAUUCGUGCUAACGAACUGCGUGAUCUAAGCCCACCCCAUACUGUACAUUACGAUGAUGAACCGGUACGCCGAAGACCAGAUAGGUACAGAAGUGCAGAGAACGUUUCAAGAAAGGCAUACCCAAGAAAGGUUCCGUUGACCGACCGUUACUCAUCCCAAAAGAAACUGGCCGAUAUUUACAGACAAGAAUACUUAAGUAACCUCCGUGACACACGGGAGAGAAGAUCAAAGAGUAUGUAUUCACUUCCGCAACGAAGGGCGGAAUCUAAGGACAGAGAUGUGUACGGACCGAUCGAUUACUAUCGUGGGAUUUCUCCUUCUUCUAUCAGCGCAGUUGCAUCCUCUGGUAGUCAAAGAUCUUGCGACUCCUAUCUCGGAGCCUCCAACAUGGAGGAAAGGGAUUUGUUCGGAAGAGAAUAUCUUCCUGUUGAGUCCUCUUUCACCAAAAGAGUCCUGAGCGAAUCGAGAUUGGCACGACAGAGACAUUUUUCCGGAAAUCUAAACGAGCCAGGAGUAGAAGCGAUAAGUAGAAUUCAAACACCCGUUGCGAGAUCUCGGAGAAAGAAUGUUACAAGUUGGGCAUAUGGUGACGAAAGCCGCACUGGACAAGUGUAAAGGUUCAUCCAGGUCAAUGUAUGACGUUCGACAACGACAGCAAGAAAAAGAAGACACGAUACCACGAAUACCAAGAUUCGUUCCUAGUGUCCGUUAAAAUAUUUAUCGAUUUGUCUCCUUGGACGCUUAAAUGUUCAGAAAAUGACGCUUGUUUUGCAUUUGUGCACUCUUAGAUUACAUGUGUAGAAGCACAUCUUGCUUGACUGCCCGGUCGAUAAAUGUCAGUGGCAGCGUAUACUUAUACACGCAUUGAUGUUUCGAAUGUUUCAGUAGCGGAUUUUAUUCUUGUUUGUACUAUGUUCUUGUGAUUGCAUUCGGGUGAAUUAAAACAGCACCUUUCGUUUGUUGUUUUCCCA